UCUGCAACUCUUUGUUGGUUCGUGUCAUGCAUGUUGGUCGUCAGUUCUGUAGCACAGCAUCGGACGAGAAAAGAGAAAACAAUGCAGGUUUUAAAGCUCGGAUCAUGUGCGUACCACAUGCGGCAUUUAAGUUCCCAAUUGACAGACAAACAAACACUUCACGAUAGUUUUGGGGUCUUUUGGUAAUUUGAGAGCAAAGAUCUACAAUGACGACUAUUGAAGCGCAUCCCGUCGUAGACGCUGACGAUAACCACUCUGACGCGGACUCGUCACUUGGUGCGGAUAAUGCAUCCUCCACGGACAGCUUGAGAAGCUCAAUUCUUGACUUCCGUCAAGAAAAUGGAAGAACAUACCAUGCUUUCCGAGACGGCAAGUACAAUCUCCCAAACGAUGACGAGGAGAACGAAAGAUUAGAUCUGCAACAUAACUUGUUCUUGCUCACUCUUGAUAACAAGCUCGGUCUAAGCCCUCCUAACCAUCCCGACUCCAAAGUUAAGCGCGUCCUCGACGUUGGCACUGGAACCGGUAUCUGGGCGAUUGACUUUGGCGACGAACAUCCCGAGGCAACUGUCAUUGGCGUUGACCUCUCGCCGAGCCAGCCGAACUUUGUGCCACCAAAUGUUCGCUUCGAGAUUGAUGAUAUCGACGAGGAAUGGACUUACAGCGAGCCGUUCGACUUUAUUCACAGCAGAUUUAUGAACUUUGGCAUUCAGAAUUGGAAGUCGUACUUGACCAAGAUCUACCAGAACUUGGCUCCAGGUGGUUAUGUUGAACUGCAAGAUGUCGAUGUCAUAAUGGGCAGCGACGAUGGCACCCUCAAGGAAGACCAUACCAUGUACAAAUGGUGCCGCCUUCUCGACGAAGCAGCCGGAAAGUUCAACCGCUCUUUCGAACGCACCUCCAACUUCAAGGAUAUGCUGAAAGAGGUCGGAUUCGUGGAUGUUGUUGAGACGCGCUACAAGUGGCCUACCAACCAUUGGCCCAAGGACAAGAAGUACAAGGAGUUAGGCCAGUGGAACAACGUCAAUGCAGCCUCUGCUCUGGAGGCGCUGACUAUGGCGCCUUUCACGAGAGGACUGGGCUGGAGCCGUGAGGAGGUAGAGGUGUUAUUGAUGGAGCUGAGACAGGACUGGAAUAACCCCAAGAUCCAUGCUUAUUGGCCCAUUUGCGUUACUUAUGCUAAGAAGCCCGAAGCGUAGUAUUGGUGGCAAUAUUCAUCUUCAGUGGGGUUCAGAUGGAAUUAUGAACAUUUUACUCACUAUGAGAACAGAGCUGGCAAUAGAAUUGAUCCCAACAAUUGUGCAUUGUGCUUGAUAAGCUUUGAGACAUCUCUGUUUUACACUUUCUUUGAAUUGAGUUCGUGGCGAAGUGCCCACCACCUUGUUUGGGCCUUUGGGCCAGCGGCGUGUUCGUUUUCGGCCUUGUCCUCGCAGUGACGCGUGCAUGCAAUAACCGACAAAAACCACCCAAAAUCUGGACUUUUUCGCGAAUCAAUAACACAAACACAGUAUUACGCGUUUGCGUAUAUAUAUAUCUCAGUACUCUUUUGACAUGUCUCACGCGUGAUCCAUCGGUAACCCAUGUGUCAUAUGCUCUCAAUCGGACGAUUGCUGCCCAACGAACUUAGGACAACGUGGCCGAGUGGUUAAGGCGAUGCCCUGCUAUCUCCUCCGAG
Fusarium verticillioides 7600 is the source of this 1675-nucleotide messenger RNA. RefSeq lists its product as hypothetical. The record is from RefSeq and is a predicted model, not a curated record. Bases 207 to 1199 code for a protein of 330 amino acids. NCBI's taxonomy places the organism in Eukaryota, Fungi, Ascomycota, Sordariomycetes, Hypocreales, Nectriaceae. The transcript is spliced from 9 exons. Gene Ontology annotation, molecular function: methyltransferase activity.